Messenger RNA from Rhinichthys klamathensis goyatoka, 3458 nucleotides. RefSeq names its product plexin-A2-like. The transcript is spliced from 20 exons. NCBI's taxonomy places the organism in Eukaryota, Metazoa, Chordata, Actinopteri, Cypriniformes, Leuciscidae. The annotation marks the transcript as partial. Gene Ontology annotation, molecular function: semaphorin receptor activity. The record is from RefSeq and is a predicted model, not a curated record. Gene Ontology annotation, cellular component: semaphorin receptor complex. Gene Ontology annotation, biological process: semaphorin-plexin signaling pathway involved in axon guidance; regulation of GTPase activity; negative regulation of cell adhesion.
GUAACCCCAGUGGCAGGACCACCACAUGGGGGCACCAGAGUGACCAUCCGUGGUGUGAACCUGGGCCUGUCCUUCCCAGACAUGGUCAACAACGUGCAGGUAGCAGGAGUCCAAUGCACCCCGCAGGAGAACGGCUACAUCAUCGCUGAACAGAUUGUAUGCGAGAUGGAUGCAGCUCCUGCGGACAGUAAGCCCGGCCCAGUCCAUUUGUGCGUAGGGGAGUGUAAACCGGAGCUCCAGACCCGCUCUUCUCAGCACUAUUCCUUUGUGAUGCCAUCAGUCACGGGUUUGUCCCCCAGUCGGGGUCCAGAGUCUGGGGGAACUAAAGUGACCAUAAUGGGGGAAAACCUGGGGGCAGGCAGCAGCGUCACUGUGCUUUUUGGGAACCAGACCUGCGAGUUUUAUGAAAGAUCUAUGACGGAGAUUGUGUGUUACUCCGCCCCUUCUCUGACGGGAGUAGGGCCGGUUCAGAUCAGCGUGAGUGUGGAUCGCGCCCAGGUCCGAGAGAGCCUGACUUUUGAGUAUAUAGACGACCCCACCGUUCAGCGCGUUGAACCGGAAUGGAGCAUUGCCAGCGGACACACGCCUCUGGUGGUGACCGGGACGAACUUGGAUGUCAUUCAGGAGCCAAGGAUUCGGAUCAAGUAUGGCGGGCGGGAAUCCGUAAAUGUCUGUAAGAUUCUGAACACCACGACUAUGAGCUGUUUCGCUCCGUCGCUGACAGCCGAGUACAGGCCGGGUUUGGACUCGGUCAAGCACGCAGACGAGUUUGGUUUCAUCUUCAAUAAUGUGCAGGCUCUUCUAGUGUACAACAACACUAACUUCAUGUACUACCCCAACCCUUACUUUGAGCCUCUCAGCACCAAUGGCAUACUGGAACAGAAACCUGGCUCACCUAUCAUUUUAAAGGGUAAGAAUCUGGUUCCCUUGGCCUCUGGAGUGAAGCUUAAUUACACCGUUCUGAUAGGAGAGACUCCCUGUUCUGUCACCGUAUCUGAGUCUCAACUGCUGUGCGAGCCACCUAAUCUCACCGGCCAGUACAAAAUCAUGGUGCAGGUCGGUGGUCUGCAUGUGUCCCCCGGUUCAGUAAACAUUCUUUCUGACAGCCUCCUGACUCUUCCUGCCAUUGUCAGCAUCGCUGCCGGUGGCGGACUGCUUCUCAUCAUCGUCAUCCUCGUGCUUAUUGCCUACAAGCGUAAAUCCCGCGAGAACGACCUCACACUCAAGCGACUCCAGAUGCAAAUGGACAACCUGGAGUCCAGGGUCGCGCUGGAGUGCAAGGAAGCUUUUGCAGAACUGCAGACCGAUAUCAAUGAGUUGACGAGUGAUCUGGACCGGGCUGGUAUUCCCUAUCUGGAUUACCGCACCUAUGCCAUGAGAGUGCUAUUCCCUGGCAUCGAGGACCAUCCUGUGCUCAGAGAGCUGGAGGUCUCUGGUAAUGGGCAGCUAUGUGUUGAAAAAGCUCUGAAGCUGUUUGGCCAGCUGAUAAACAACAAGGUGUUUUUGUUGACGUUCAUCCGUACGCUGGAAAUGCAGCGCUCCUUCUCCAUGCGCGACCGUGGCAAUGUGGCGUCGCUCAUAAUGACGGCUCUCCAGGGUCGACUGGAAUACGCCACAGAUGUGCUCAAACACCUGCUCUCCGACCUCAUCGACAAGAACCUGGAGAGCAAGAACCACCCCAAACUACUACUCAGGAGGACGGAGUCUGUAGCUGAGAAGAUGCUAACCAACUGGUUUGCUUUCCUGCUUCAUAAGUUCCUGAAGGAGUGUGCAGGCGAGCCUCUCUUCAUGCUGUACUGUGCUAUAAAACAGCAGAUGGAAAAAGGUCCUAUAGACGCCAUCACCGGAGAGGCCCGAUACUCCCUCAGCGAAGACAAACUCAUCCGGCAACAGAUCGACUACAAGACGCUGAUCUUAAACUGCGUCAACCCAGAGAAUGAGAACAGCCCAGAGAUCCCGGUCAAGGUUCUGAACUGUGACACCAUCACGCAGGUCAAAGAAAAAAUCCUGGAUGCCGUGUAUAAGAACAUGCCGUAUUCACAGAGACCCAAAGCUGUGGACAUGGACCUGGAGUGGCGUCAGGGACGAAUGGCCCGAGUGGUCCUGCAGGAUGAAGACAUCACCACUAAGAUUGAAAAUGAUUGGAAGAGACUCAACACUCUCAUGCACUAUCAGGUAUCAGACCGCUGUGUGGUUGCUUUGGUGCCCAAGCAGACGUCCUCCUACAACAUUCCUCCCACAACUAGCAUCUCUCGGACUUCUAUCAGUAGAUAUGACUCAACAUUCCGGUACACCGGAAGUCCGGACAGCCUGCGUUCUCGUGCUCCUAUGAUCACCCCGGACCUAGAGAGCGGAGUCAAAGUCUGGCACCUGGUGAAGAACCAUGAGCACGGAGACCAAAAGGAGGGCGACCGCGGCAGCAAGAUGGUAUCUGAGAUCUACCUCACCCGCCUGCUGGCUACUAAGGGUACGCUGCAGAAAUUUGUGGAUGACCUGUUCGAGACUCUUUUCAGUACAGUGCACAGAGGCAGCGCGCUUCCUUUAGCUAUCAAAUACAUGUUCGACUUCCUGGAUGAACAAGCGGACAAGCACAGCAUCCAUGACACUGAUGUUCGCCACACCUGGAAAAGCAACUGCCUUCCUCUGCGCUUCUGGGUGAAUGUGAUCAAGAAUCCCCAGUUUGUUUUUGACAUCCAUAAGAGCAGCAUCACGGAUGCGUGUCUGUCUGUGGUGGCUCAAACCUUCAUGGACUCGUGUUCCACAUCUGAACACAGAUUGGGCAAAGACUCGCCCUCUAAUAAGCUGCUUUAUGCUAAAGAUAUCCCCAACUACAAGAACUGGGUAGAAAGGUACUACGCUGACAUCAGCAGGCUGCCAGCCAUCUCCGAUCAGGACAUGAAUGCGUAUUUGGCAGAACAGGCACGACUUCACUCCAAUGAGUUUAACAUGCUCAGUGCCCUCAACGAGAUUUACUCCUACAUUAGCAAGUACAGCGAAGAGAUCACUGUUGCACUGGAACAGGACGAGACGGCAAAGAAACAGCGACUGGCCUACAAAGUGGAGCAGCUCAUCGCCGCCAUGUCGCUGGAGAGCUGAGAGAAUGACAGAGCUGGAACGAAGGACGAAAGACUCAGUCAAACCAUCAUCUAAAGCCUCUCCACACGAAAGAGAGCAACUCUGGCUAGAGACACGACACCAACAAUAGCUUGUGCUUUUUUUUCUACAAUUUUGUGAAGAGGUCAUCUUUUAAGACCAAUGGACAUCUAUUUGAUGAAAGCAAGUCACAUGGCUUUCAUCUUCAGGAUGGGAUCAGGUGUGGAAAUUAUGGAGUUCUGUUUUCAGUUUUUUUGCGGAACGAGCAGUUCCUGGGGUGUUGCUUUGUUUCUUUGCUUUGUUUCAGUUCAUCUGGUUCGAUGUGCCUAGCACAGAUGCAAGACUCGGAUCUGAAGAGACGCUGA